Effrenium voratum is the source of this 1011-nucleotide messenger RNA. The record is from the annotation of a GenBank genome assembly. Lineage: Eukaryota; Dinophyceae; Suessiales; Symbiodiniaceae.
AUGAAAUCGAAAUCGCUGCUUGGCGCGGCCGCAAUUGCGCUCGUGUCGAUGAUGCCGCUUGCCGUUUCUGCGGAGGAGCUUUCCGUCGCGAAUUUUGUACCGCCGCAACAUCACACGAAUUCAGUCCUGUUCAAAUGGUUCGGGGAGGAAGUCGACAAGCGUUCGGGCGGGACGCUCACGAUCAAGGUCUACCCGGCAGGCCAGCUUGGCGCAGGGCCGGUGCAACAAUACAAGCGCGCCGUCGAAGGCGUUGCGGAUAUUACCUUUGGGCUGCAGGCCUACACGCCCGCCAUCUUCCCGAAGACGAUGUUGAUCAUUCCGCCGGGCAAGGCAACAACUGCACUGGAGGCCACGGAACGUCUCCUGUCGGUAUACGACGAGCAUCUGGCUGACGAAUACGAGGACGUGAAACUUCUUGGUGUGUUCACUGUGGCUGGAAAUGCGUGGGCCGCAACGGGGGACUAUUCGACGCUCGCAUCCCUGGCAGGAACGAAAAUGGUGCCCUAUGCGGCGAUGACGACACCACUUGUCGAAGCCUUGGGAGCAGUGCCGGUGCAGAUGCCCGUCACGGAGAUGUAUACCGGACUGAGCACCGGAACCAUCGACAGCACGACGGCCACUUACAACAACAUGACACCGCCGUGGAACUUCUGGGACGUUUCAAGCCACUUCAUCGAGAAUGUACCGGUUCAGUUUGCCGUGUUUUUUGUCGCGAUGAACAAGGAACGCUAUCUGGAACUCUCCGAUGAGCACAGGGCCAUCAUCGACGACCUCGCCGGCGAGACUUUCUCGAUGAUGGGUGCCCGGAGCUUUCAUGGUGCAGACGAGCGUUCGCUCGAGAUCAUGAAGUCCGCACCGCAAAUGGAAAAAGUCAGCUGGGUCUCGGUUGCCGACGAAGAACGGGAAAAGAUGGAUGCGGCCGUGGCCGAAGGCAUGAAGGCAAUUUUCGCCGAUUAUGCCGAUCGCGGCAUCGACAAUGCCGAAGAUAUCUACAACGCGAUCAACAAGUGA